GGGAAUUGACCCUCAGGUCGGGAACUGCGCAAGAGACACCGGUGUUCAACUAACAACUCAGCGUUGUAGUUCCCCCCAAAGCAGGCAACACGUGUUUUUUCGAUAAGGCAAAUUUUUUUCCCGUUCGGUUUUCUAAAUAAAAACGAUCAAUUAACAAAAGAUAGCCAUUGUGAUAGAUGUGGUUGAGAGAGGAUUGAAGAAUGCCACGAAGUACCAAGGAAUCCGACGAUGAAUUCGAGCCCAGAGGGCGAAGAACACGAGCAACAGCUUCCUCAGUAACCGAUUCCCCCCUGCGUCGUAGCACCCGAAGGAGGGCCACGACAAAAGAUGAUUCAUCGCCGGAACCUGUGACGAGUGAUGUUGGGCCAUCGACUAGAGCGAAGAGACGUAUAACACCGACAUUGGAGUCAGCUCAUGCUGAGUCGGUGAGGAAUUUGAGAUCCAGGAAGACAUCGACCACUUCUGAUGUCUCUGAAGCUACUGAGAGCGAUACCGGCAGUGAGGCGAAGAGGAGAACUACCAGGAGGAGUUCGUUGGCACUCUCGGGCAUUGAAACACCUACCAAAGCUAGAUUGAGACGAACCAUUAGAGCAGGGUCUGAAUCAAAGACAAUUUCACCAAUGGUUCGCCUUACUCGUCGAACUCGUGCCUCCUCUGUGGAUCCGGAGGCAACUGAUGAGCGUGCUCCAAUGACACCCUCGACCCCCCUCCACACCCGCAAAGGACGUGCCUCGAUGCAGCCCUCAGAACUUCCAGUUCUUGAAGAAAUCCAAAAGCAUGAGAAAGAUGUUCCUCAUGAGGACGACGAUGUCUUUCUGACGCAGUCCUCUCCCUCCAAGCUCUCGGCUCCAUCUCCGAAAACCCCAGUGCUCCAGAAGUCGACCCCAACCUUGAUGCACAAGAAUGAACAGCCCAUAAAAGCUCUCCACGAGGCGUUAAUCACUUCUACCACUUCCCGAGCUCCGCAGGAUUCUGCAGACACUCGUCAAAAGCUGAUGGAUAAUGCCAGUGGCAAUACCCUCAACGAUAUCCCCAAGGUCCUAGUGGAGAAAGCCCACGUUAAGGCGAGUCCGGGGAAUAAAGAGAAUGAGAAGACCCCCAAGUCCACUCGGGAUCAUUCUUCGAAGCUCUUUAAGGCCACCGGUGGAGACCGCAAGUCCCUGAGUUCAACUGUUCUAGAGCGUCUGGAAGUGGAUUCACGUUCCAAUAUCGAUGAUCAACUGUCAAAGUCAAAAUCUCCGUCAAUGGCGCUGGAAAAAGUCAUCACACUUGAGCCGGAUGUCUCCGAAAAAAAAGGACUGGAGGAAAAGGAGGACUCAAUAAUUUUCAUCGAUGAUACCGACACUGACGAGGCACCUGUCGAGGUAUUCAGGGAUGAUAAAUCCACCAAUAAAGGCCUGAAUCACGAUGAGAUCAUCAUUGCUGAUGCUGGAAGUAACGAGAUAUCUCCAUGUAAAUCACAGACUCCUGAGGGCGAUUCACCUGGGGUGGAUUCGAAGCCUGAAAUUAUCGAGGAAAAUUUUAAGGAAGUUGAACAGGUGGAGGAUCAGGUCGAGGCUGAACUCAAGGAUUUAUUCAAGGACAUACCAGCUGACAAUUGGAAGAGUGGAGGAUCCAAGUCUCCUGUUGACAUCGAGGAUGAGGAUAAGAGCGAUACUGGGUCUGAUAUAGUACUUGUCGGAUGGUCUGCUGAUGAGAAUGAACUUGAUGAGAAGACCAAAAAGAAUUUCAACUACGAUUCUGAUGAUACUGUUAUCAUUCAGAAGAGAAAGCAGAGCUCCGCUGGGCAUAAGGGUAGUCUUGACCAUGGGGGUGAGGAGAACAAGAACUUGCAGAGAAAGUCUGGUAAGUCGUUGAAUCAUUCUACUGGUGACGAUGUUGAUGAACUCGGUGAAAAAUCGAGGAAAGGUACGAGGAAAUCCUUGAGGAAGUCGCAACAUCCAGCCGAAGAGGAAUCUGUGAAUUCAGAUGUUGAGGAUGAAUUAAAUAAAUCCAGAGAUCUGAUUUAUCGGUUUGAAUCAGGGAUUAUUAAUUUUGAAGAAAAUUUUAAUGAGUCGAAGAGGAAGUCGGAUGUCGACAGUCAGGGGAAGCAUCCUGAGGGAAGUGUUGAAUCCAGGGCGAGUUUGUCUGGAGGGAGAAAGUCCACUGGAAAAUCUGGGAAUAAUGAUCAAGGUGAGAACGCUAAAGCGGAAGAGAGCCCUGAUAAGUCUAGGAAGAGUAUUCCUCUUUCUGAGGUGAGAAAGUCAUUGGAGAAAUCGAAGAACCCAGUGGAAGAAGAAAUUGAUGAUGAAGCUAUGGACGUUGAUGUAGUGGGUGAUGACGAAAUGGAGAUAUCUGAUUACCAUCCCAAGGAAAGCCCUCAAGUGGAUGCCCCUGGCGAUGAAUUAAUUGAAGUCGAUAAUAAACCAGAAGCUGGAGAGGUGAAUUCAAAACCUUCUGAAACCCUUAUUUCAUCAUCAAAUGGAAUAGUGCAUGAUGGGCACUCGAUGUCACCAAACGUUUCUGAGAGUGCUAGUACAUUGAGAAGAAGUGCGUUACGAAAUUCAGUCAAUGAAGGGAGAGCUGAAGGUGAGGAGAAGGAAAAUGAAAACUCUGCAGCUGUUGAAGAAGAAACAUCAGAGGUCGAUAAUGUUAGUGAUAAAGCUAGGAGGAGUGCCAAUCAGUCAGAGUUACGGGUUUCCCUUUGCAAGAUUAAUACUCCGGUGAAACAACAGGAAAUGUCUUCAUUGGAAAAACAUGAAGAGCUUCUACUGGGAGAUAAAUCAGAGAAUGUUUUGAGAAAGUCACUAUCGGUCUCGAAAACACCGACAAAAGUCCAGCAGGAGGAUGGAAAAUCCUCUUCUGAGGAUGAAGACCCUGAGGACAUCACCAAGAAAUUCAACAAAUCGAAGGAAGAGUUGAUUGAAUCUCGUGAGAAUAUCGAGUCAUCUUUGGAGGAAACAUCUGCGCUAGAGGGUAAUGACACUUCAAAAACCGGAGAGACUCUGAAAAAAUGCGAGAGGAGCCUCAGAAGAUCAUUAAAUCAAUCGAAAUCGCAAGAUGAUGAAAAAGCUUCUCAUCAGCAACGAAAUUCUCUCGCUGUCGAGAUAUCGUCGUUAGCUAAUACACAAGAAGAUGAAGAUGAGCAAAAAAAUGAUGAAGGAAUUUCAGAAGGUGAAGAGACCCUCAAUGAAUCCCAGAAGAGUCUCCGGAGAUCAUCAUAUGCGCCGAAAGCAGAUGAAGGUGAUGACAAAGUUUCUCCUCAGAAACGAAAAUCUCUCCCAUUGGAAGAAUCCACAUUAGAAAAGCCACGAGAUGAAGAAAGCGUAGGGGUUGAAGGAACCCUCUAUAAAUUGAGGAGGAGCUUGAGGAAAUCAUUGACACAAUCGAAACAAGAUGAAAGUGAAAAUUCCGAAAUAUCAAAGGAAGUUUCUCCUCAAAAGGGUAAUUCUAUCGCAGCCGACGAAUUAUCAGAAGGGGAGGAUGAUGACGAUGAUGAUGAAGAUGAUGAAAAUACUCCAGAACUUGAAGCACUUAAAAAAUCAUGGAGAAACCUCAGGAAAUCGUUGAACGAAUCAAACACUCAGUCAAUAGAAAAAGAUGAUCAAGAGUCUAAUGAAUCAGAAGAAACUUCUCAAGAGCGAAAAUCGACAUCCGCAGAAGAGGACGAAGUUGAAGAAGCUCCUGGGAUUAACGAGUCUCUCACUCAGUCCAGAAAGAGCUUGAACAAAUCACUGAAUAAAUCGAAAACUCCAGUGAAGAAAAAUGACGAUGUUUUAUCCAAAAAGUCUCCAAAAGUUUUAUCCCAAAAUCGCAAAUCUCUGGCAAGUGAAAAAUCAUCAUCAGAACAAGAGGAAGAAGAUGAAGAAAUUCCAGAGAUUGAAAAGUCUCUGGACAAGUCUAGGAAGAGUUUGGAAAAAUCACUGAUUAAAUCGAAAACUCCAGUGAAGAAAAGUAUUAAUGACUUGUCUAAGAAGUCUCCAAAAAUUUCUCCCCAAAAGCGCAAAUCACUGGCAACUGUAAAAUCGUCAGAAGAAGAGGAGAAAGAGGAAGAAACUCCAGAGAUGGAGGUGUCUUUGAACAAGUCGAGGAAGAGCGUGGAAAAAUCAGCGAUUAAACCCAAAACUCCAGUGAAGACAAGUGUCGAUGAUCUACCCAAGAAGUUUCCAAAAACGACUCUCCAGAAGCGAAAAUCUCUCACAGUCGAGGAAUCAUUGUCAUCAGAAGAGGAGGCAGAUGAAGAGAUUUUCAACAAAUCCACAAAGAGCCCCAAAAAGUCAGCCAUCGAAUCUAAAACUCCAUCGAAGCAAAAAGACACGGAACAACCUCAGAAAACUCCGAAAACUCGCCUUCAAACGCGAAAAUCUCUGGUACUGGAGAAAUCACAUUCAUCAGAGAAAGAGGAAGAAGCUCUAGAGGUUGAAGAGACUCUCAGCAAAUCUGCAAGCACUUUGAGAAGAUCCCAGAUUGAAUCCAAAACUCCAUCGAAACAAAAUGGAGAAGGAUCCAAGGCAUCUCCAAAACCUUCGCCGCAAACACUUGGAGAAUCAUCAUCAGCAGAAGAUGACGAAAAGGAGUCUGAAGAUGUCGAUGAACAACGCAGUCUGUCGACUCAAGUCCAGGUAAAUUCAAACUCAGACCCUGAUGAAGACAUUGACUCUGAUAUCGAGCAGUCAAGGGUUGUUGUUUCAUCGUUGCUUUACGAUGACGACUCGGAGACUAGUAAUUCUGACAUGAACUCUGACAUCGAAAAGGAGUACAACUUGAAUGGAGCCGACGUUGAGGAGUAUUCAGACGAUGGUAUCCCUGGAGACGAUCUCCGUAAGUCUGACUCUGAAGAGUCUGGUUCUGAUGAGGAAGAAGACGACGAAGAUGAGUUCGAUGAUUUUAUCAAUGAUGAUGAGGAAGAGGAAGAAGACAAUGAAGAAGACGAAGACGAAAGCGAAGAAAACGAAGAAGAAAAUGAAGAGGACGUGGAAGAUCAUGAGGACGAAACCGUGGAGAUCGACGACGAAGAUGAAGAGGUCUUCGUUUCACCCCCAAAACCCACCAAAAAAGGUCAUGAAAAGUUGAAACUCAAAGAGACUAAAAAGAGUAUCAGUGAAAGCCUGGAGGACACGUCUGGGAACAGUUCUCUUGAGACAGGAAAAUCAGAGUCGACCAAGAAGAAUAAGAAGAAGACUGCAGAGGUCCUGACAAGUGUAAAACCAUCGGUUUCAAGUCCCCCCAAGUUCUCAGCGAUUGCUACGAAACUACCAAAAUCAGUUGCUUCCUUGAAAGAAUCAAAAUUAGAAAAGAAAUCAAAGGUAAACCUUACAAUGAGCCUGGACGAUCCAGAUUUAGCAGACACUAGGCUGUUGAUGAAAGAGAAGUUGAACGACUCUAUGCCAAUCCUGAAUAUGAAGAGGUUGUCAGCCAGAAGGAGUGAUUUGCAAGUACUUCCUGAGGAUAAGGAAGAGAAGAAGAAAACAAAGUCGAAAGGUAAGAAGCACAGUGUUUCUGAAAAAUUGACUGAUAAGAGUGAGGAAGUGACUGUGUCCAGCAGUGACAAGAAAUCGAAGAAGACGAAGAAGUCGAACAACUCAGAGCAGAGCAAUGCUACGAAUGAAUCCACCAAAAGAAAGAAGAGCAAGGAAGUUGACCUGGAGAUUACAUCUGAUGUCCCAAGAUUGAAGAAGAAGAAGGUCCAGGUGGAGCAAUUAGCUGACAGUGAUAGUGAUGAUGGACCUGAGGUGUCAUCGUUCACUCGAGGUCGAGACCAGGCACUGACAGCCGCGAAGGGACAGCAGGAGAGCAUCAAGGCCGCCAAAGAAACUAAAAAGAGUCAUAAGAAAAUGAAAGGCACAAAGCCAGAGAAUCCCAGCGUCGUCUCCAGGAAACCGAUCGAACAACUCCCCGAGGAGACCCUCUCGAAUCUUUCCGACAUACCUCUGAGGCCCAAGAGGAAGAGGGAGAUUAAUGAUGAUGUCUUUGUGCCUACGAAAACCAUGUUCGAUGUCAAGAAUAAAAAGCCUAAGACCAUGAGUAUCGAUGAUGAAUUCGUACCUCUUAGUCUAUCUGGGGGCACAACAACCUUUGAGGUCGUCACUUUGAAAGAAAAGAGGGGAAAGAAAACGUCGCCUGUACGGAGUUUCAAGGAGAGAAUGAUGAAUAGAGUCCCUCGUCAACCCACUUCUGCUUACAUGGUUUAUCAGCGAAAACUUCAAGCGUCUGGCAAAAAUAAGUAUUGAAGAGGUCAGGAAUUUUCAUUUUUGUGGCAUUCUCAGGGGGGGUUGAAAUUUAGUUUCUCUUUUGGAGAGUUUUAGGGAUAGGAGGAGGACUGGUACCAAUUUUAAUUAAUAAAGCAAAUGAAUUUAAUUGACGUUUAUCUUUGUUGGUGUUCAUGGGAAAAUUCGAUUUGUCGGUGGGAGGGCGAAGGUUGAUAAGACGUGGGUAAUCUCGGAGAAUCAAAUAUUUAACGAAAACAUUUACCCACGUCAGUUGGAAACUUUUUUUGUGAGAGUGGAAAAGAAUUAAAAUUUAUCAUUCGAUUUGUAUAAAUAAAGCAGGGGAAUAAAUUCACAUCUUAUGAUUUAAUCUUCAUGUUCGUUCAUUUGAUAGAAAAGAUUAAUCAUUCCGUGCAGCUAUCUAGUUUCAUUUUUGCGUUUGUUAAUCAUGAUUUAGAUUUUUGCCUCACUUUGACUAUUCCUUGAAUUUAAUUCUAUUUUUUUCAUAGUGUUGAUUCCCUUGACAUUUGGAAUUCGACAGUAUGGAAUUAUAUUUUCACAAUAGAACAAAGUUAUUUCUCUGCAUUGUUGAAUAAUAAAUGGAUCGCAAGAGGAACUCGAAGAAUUCCUCUGGACGAGAAAAAUCCACUCGCAGGCCUCUAGUUCUUCGUCGAUUGUCGAUUUAAAAAAUUGAUAUUUUUUGUGUUAGAAUAUUUCAGGUGAAAAAAAGGUCUUCUAGAACUCCUCGUACCCCCAUACAUUUUCCACACAGUCACACAUCGAAUAUAGGCAUUAAUUGACUUCAAUCAAACAUUAAUUUUGUGAAAUCAGAAUACGAAUAGUAAUGUUAUCUUUGUCACCAUUAUUAUCUUCAUUUUUAUUAAUUUGAUGAGAAUGAUCGAUAACUUUGUGCAACUGCUAGGUUUCAGUCGUAUAUUCGUCGGUUAAUCUUUCAAAUUUCAGUCAGAAACUGAUUAGUUCUCCAAUUUAAAUGAUGUUCUUGGUGUACCUUUAUCGAAUAUGGAAUUUAAUUUCCCGAGUAGUAAAGCAAACUUAUUCUUCGGAAUUAUCUUACGAUAAAUGACGGAAGACUGAGAGUAAACAGUUUUAUCAUCGCAUGGAGCCAUCGACUUUCCUCUCAAUGUUGAAAUUUUUGCAAAAAUUCUAGUUAUUGAAUGUCUACAGAAUGAAUGGGAGUAUUUUGUUUAGUGAAAUGGAAAGACAAGUCGACGAUGCCAGAUGAUGGGGAACCACGAGGAACUAUACUCUUCCACUGACAAUUGUUUUUUUUACUUAAAGCCAUUUCAAUUCAAUUAUAAUUCUCGAGUUGACUGAUAUGAACAUUAUGUGGAUGUGCUUGAGUUCGUAUCUCUCAUAAUUUUUCCAUUAUUGUAUGUAAAAAACCGUCAGAAGCAUUUAAGAAACACGAGAGGAAGUUGAUAGUAAUGUCAUUGUUUUGUAAAUUAUAAGGAUAUUUGAGUAAUUGGAGAAAUACAAUUUUAAUAGGAAAA
Molecule: messenger RNA, 7696 nt
Organism: Diachasmimorpha longicaudata
Lineage: Eukaryota; Metazoa; Arthropoda; Insecta; Hymenoptera; Braconidae
Exons: 2
Coding region: 201-6209 (2002 amino acids)
Source: RefSeq, a predicted model, not a curated record